Molecule: messenger RNA, 2323 nt
Organism: Linum trigynum
Lineage: Eukaryota; Viridiplantae; Streptophyta; Magnoliopsida; Malpighiales; Linaceae
Source: the annotation of a GenBank genome assembly
UUUCCUAUGUUAACACUAAUCAGAAUAGUCUUUGUUUACUGUAAACUAACCACAAAAACAUUUCAAAUCAGAAAAAUGAUGAUACUGAAAAGGAGUAUCAUAACAAAAAGUAUAGCUAUUUAUCUUUAAUCAAUUCAAAAGUCAACCUAGAAGAUCAACCAAAUGAAUUGAUGUUAAGAGAUCACACAUUACUGUCAAAGAAACUAAAUAACCCAUAAGUAAGCUCUACAAGCAAGAACAAUCAACCUUUCCAUAUCUACUCCUCCGAAAAUUGCUUUGAGUAACAAUGUAGGUGAAGGAGGUUAGGCGAUUGUCGAAUCCGAUGGGAAGAUUUGGAGAGAUCGAAUAUGAAGAGUGGUAAACGGAUCCAUAAAUAUUUAAUUAUUUACUUUUUUUUGCCAUUCAAAACCCCAGAAGCGGGGAAUGAAAAAGAUACAUUAUCUGAAAAAGAUCCAAAAGGAUCCUUACAUACAUCGUAACCAAGAAACGAAGUCGAACCCCUUAAACAUAUGCGACAUGAACAGGGCAUGACGAGCCACAGAAUGAGCUUCCCUGUUGUUAGAACGACCAAUGAACCUAAGCGAGUAAUCCGGUAAAUCAUCCAGCAAGCAACAUAUUUCCUUCAGAAGAAUACCGACUUUGGAAUGGUGAAAAUCUCUGGCACAACACUUGUCAAUUAUGAUCUUCGCAUCCCCAGCCACACUAACUGAAUGAAGAUUCCUCCUCUGACAUUCAAGCAAAACGUCCCGCAUUAAUUAUUUAAUUAUUUACACUAUCCACCAUUUUGAUUGAGCCUCCUAAUUGAUCCAGUAUUCCAGUUUGUCGUGACGUUCGAGGCCAGCCCACAGCGGAUCUGAAAAACUGGGCCUGGACUAAUUAGGCCCAUAGAGAUUUCACUCGCAUUUUCAAUUCAUCGUUUCUCAGCUAGAGCCUAGUUUCUGCCCCAAACCAGCAAUGGCGUCCAGUAAGAAAGCCAAGGAAGAGGACAAGAAGAAGAAGAAUGACAAGCGGCCGCAGGCAAACGGCAAGGCGUUGGCCGUAACCAAAUCUCCGAGCAAGGGUGGUAAACAACCUCCUGCCGCCGCGAAUUCCAAAUCGCCUCAAAAGAAGAAGACGACGACGCCGGUAAAGUCUCCCACCAAGGCAAAAACGCCCACCAAAGCGACGCCAGUGAAGAAGGAGAAGAAUAAGAAGGAGGUCGAGCCGGAGGAGCUCGUGGUCCCUUCCUCUAGCUGCGAGUCCGAAAAGGAGGAGGAAGGGGAAGAGAAUGGAGAUGAAGGCAGGACUCCGAAUGGGAAUUCGAAAAUCUCGAAAGCAGAGAAAGGCAAGAAGAAGAGAGAGGAAGGAACCGAAGACGGAGGAGAAGAAGGAGACGAGGGGACAAUGUUCCGGUUUCCGAUGGCGAGGAUUAGAAGGAUAAUGACGAGCGAAGCGCCGAAUCUGCAACCGGGUUUGGAGGGUCAAGAUGUGGUUUUCCUCGUCAAUAAAGCCACGGAGAUGUUCUUGGAGAAGUUCUGUGAAGAAGCACAUCGUUGCGCAGUUCGGGAUAAAAAGAAAUCGCUCGAGUACAAACAAUUAGCAACAGUUGUUAGCAAGAACGAGAGAUUUGAUUUUCUCUCAGAUUUCGUCCCUGUGAAAUUAAGAGCCGAGGAUGCUUUAGAAGCACGGAAAUCAGCUGCAUCGCAGCAAGGAUAAAGAAGGCGCAAGAGUAGACCUGGUGGUAGAACGGAGGAGGCAGUUACCUUUGCAAUAUCAGCACGUAGCUCGACAAUCAUGAUCGUUUAUGAGUGUAAACUAGUCAUUUUUCCCCCCAGCUGAUAACGAACAGCGGAACCACCAUUUGCUAGCCAUGCUGUGGCAUAUUUUGCUAGCAACAAGCGGCUCUGCCUUUCCUUCUGUAUGAUCUGAUGUAGUAUACAUGAUCGAUCUAGAACAGAGAAGUAUUUGAUCAUUUGCUGUGGUCUAUUGAUGUUGUUCUCUACCUUCCUGGUAGCUAUUUUUUGCUGCAAUUUCAUUCCCCCAAACAACCGGUGGGUGGAUGGGAUAAGCUGACGUGAGAGUUGGCAUGUCAUAUCUUGUUUGCAGUUCAGAGGGACACAUCGGACACAAAGCAACAAGAUGGUGUGACCUGGCCAUGCCAGUGCUGCAAUUAUCUUAAAAGCCUUCAUAAUCAUACCUAUAUCUAUCCCCAGUUAUGCUACUAAGUACGUCUCCUCCCGCUUCAGGGUACAUAGUGACCAAAUGUGCUUAACCACUCUGUAAUGUGCACUGUAAAACGAUAUGGAUUAAUCGAUGUUUUAGGAAAGAAAUAGCGUAAACAAUU